AUGGUGUCCCUGACGUUCCUUUGGAUGGGUUUCCUCUGCCACCUGUGUCAGGGCUACUUUGAUGGCCCUCUCUACCCAGAGAUGUCCAAUGGGACUCUGCACCACUACUUCGUGCCCGACGGGGACUACGAGGAAAACGAUGACCCUGAGAAAUGCCAGCUGCUGUUCAGGGUGAGUGACCACCGGCGCUGCUCCCAGGGGGAGGGGAGCCAGGCCAGAAGCCUGCUAAGUCUCACCCUCCGGGAGGAGUUCACCGUGCUAGGGCGCCAGGUGGAGGAUGCUGGGCGAGUCCUGGAGGGCAUCAGCAAGAGCAUCUCCUACGACCUGGACGGGGAAGAGAGCUAUGGCAAGUACCUUCGGCGGGAAUCCCACCAGAUCGGGGAUGCCUACUCCAACUCCGACAGAUCCCUCACUGAAUUGGAAAUCAAGUUCAAGCAGGGGCAGGAACAGGACAGCCGGCAGGAGAGCAGGCUGAACGAGGACUUCCUGGGGAUGCUGGUCCACACCAGAUCCCUGCUGAAGGAAACGCUGGACAUUUCCGUGGGUCUCAGGGACAAAUACGAGCUGCUGGCCCUCACCAUCAGGAGCCACGGAACCCGGCUAGGUCGACUGAAAAACGAUUAUCUGAAAGUAUAG
Molecule: messenger RNA, 636 nt
Organism: Ochotona curzoniae (black-lipped pika)
Lineage: Eukaryota; Metazoa; Chordata; Mammalia; Lagomorpha; Ochotonidae
Gene: FIBIN
Product: fin bud initiation factor homolog
Exons: 1
Coding region: 1-636 (211 amino acids)
Source: RefSeq, a predicted model, not a curated record